This is a messenger RNA of Hyaena hyaena (striped hyena), 2130 nucleotides long. RefSeq names its product adenosine deaminase tRNA specific 2 (gene ADAT2). Gene Ontology annotation, molecular function: zinc ion binding; tRNA-specific adenosine-34 deaminase activity. Gene Ontology annotation, biological process: tRNA wobble adenosine to inosine editing. Gene Ontology annotation, cellular component: nucleus; cytoplasm. Bases 58 to 636 code for a protein of 192 amino acids. Lineage: Eukaryota; Metazoa; Chordata; Mammalia; Carnivora; Hyaenidae. The transcript has 6 exons. The record is from RefSeq and is a predicted model, not a curated record.
UGCUGCUGCGGCUGCUGCUCCAGCCUCGGGCGCUGAGCGCCGCGGCCCGGGUGCAGGAUGGAGGCCAAGGCGGCCUCCCCGUCGGCUGCUGGCGGCGGCGGGGGCUCGGUGACCGCGGAGGAGACCGAAAAGUGGAUGGAGGAAGCGAUGCAAAUGGCCAAAGAAGCCCUAGAAAACAAUGAAGUUCCCGUUGGCUGUCUCAUGGUCUACAACAAUGAAGUUGUUGGGAAGGGACGAAAUGAAGUUAAUCAAACCAAAAAUGCGACUCGACAUGCAGAAAUGGUGGCCAUCGAUCAAGCCCUAGACUGGUGCCGCCAUCGUGGCAAGAGUUCUUCUCAAGUAUUUGAACACACCGUGCUGUAUGUCACUGUGGAGCCAUGUAUUAUGUGUGCGGCUGCUCUCCGCCUGAUGAAAAUUCCGCUGGUGGUAUAUGGCUGUCAGAACGAACGAUUUGGUGGUUGUGGCUCCGUUCUAAAUAUUGCCUCUGCUGAUUUGCCAAAUACUGGGAGACCAUUUCAGUGCAUUCCCGGAUAUCGGGCCGAGGAAGCAGUGGAAAUGUUGAAGACCUUCUACAAACAGGAAAAUCCAAACGCACCAAAAUCAAAAGUUCGGAAAAAGGAAUGUCAGAAACCUUGAACUUGUUCUGAGGGAAGGCUGAUGCCCCUCAACGAAAUUCUUGGACUGAAAGUUGUUGACAUCAUUGAAUCGUAUGUUCCUAUAUGUCCUUAUCCCCUGGGAAAAUCAUCUCCCACUAUUUGCUGUGUUAAGGGAACAAAUGAGCACUUUUUAAAAGUCUGACAGUUGUAAACAAUGGUUAGCUUUUCCAUAAGCAUAAAGAACAUUUUAAGAAGGGGAGAAAAAAUAAAGUUGGAAGUUUUAGAAAUUAGUAAGCAGUACAUGCUCUUCCUGCCAAAAUCAUUGUGCCCCGGGCCAGGAGAAUGCUGAGCUUCAGCAAAUGUGUAUCCAGACCCAGUUACCUGGUGUGUGUGGACUGGAGCGUGCCACACUGACACCUGCUCUAGGCCUGGCUUUUCAGAAUCGGGCCCUGCAUUCUUUGCAGCCACUGUGUCCUCCUUGGGUGUUGAGGGCCUGUGACUUUCUUGGAAUUUGUAUAUGAAUUAUAUACAUAUAGAUUAUGAUUGUGUGUGCCUCAGAACAGAUAUCUUUUUGCUUUUAUAAAGCAGGUCAAGAAAAUGCAUACUUCUAAAGCAAUUACUUAAGUGUCAUUUUUAAAUUAUAGCAUAUUGCUAUAAUAAAACCUUACGUAUGCCUUCUUUGAAGAUGAAGAUGAAUAUUUUCUUCAAACAUAAAGGCAGAAAUGAGACAAUUCCUUUAUUACCGAGCAGCUAUACUCUGCCAGGCUCCAUUCGCUCAUUGAAUCAGUGAACAAAACAAUGAAUCCUGCCGUCCCGGAGCUGAUAUUCUAGCAGGGGAGACAGACACUACGCCUGAUAGAUUAUGCAGUAUGUUAGAUGGUCUUAAGGAUCAUGGCGACAAGAAAGGGAGAAGGGAGUGGAGGGGGUGGGCGUGCCAUUUGGUGACGGGUCUGCCGGUUGCACAAGUAAAUAGAAUGGCUUCAUCUACUCUGAAAUCAAAUUGCUAUUUCUUUUUAUAAAAGUCCAAAUUUAGAAUUUAAAAUCUAAAAUUGAAAAAAUGGGCACACAGCCCCGGGAAGGGUCUCUGCAGCCGGAAGUCCCGGAUACUCACGCUUUCUGACUGCACUGAGGGUUGGUGCCCAUGGAAGAAGAGCUCGGUAGAACCUCACUGGGGUGCGCUGCGUCUGCCCAGAAGGGGGCCUCGCGGUUCCACCAGAAGCCCAGCUCCAGGCCCCUGUUGCAUUUCUUCGGUGGAUUCAUUUCCUUGAUGCAAAGCAUCUGUAUUUGUUGGUUCUGCCAUUUGAACGAUGUCUGACUUGUUUGUUUUGAAUUACAUUACAGCCUGGAAUGUAAUUGUGGUGAAAGUAUUUUUAUAUUGCUGAGAGUAGCAGCUAAUCACAGUUACAUGCUUCAGAAGAUUUAUAAUUGCUUGGUUUUGUACGUGUGUGUUUUUAACUGCAUUUGAGAAAUUUGAUGGAGAAGAAUAUGCAUGAUUUUUAAAUUUACAAUAAUGUUACAUGUAACGUUUCUUCAA